This is a messenger RNA of Sardina pilchardus (European sardine), 5985 nucleotides long. RefSeq names its product itchy E3 ubiquitin protein ligase a (gene itcha). Lineage: Eukaryota; Metazoa; Chordata; Actinopteri; Clupeiformes; Clupeidae. The transcript has 24 exons. Bases 189 to 2855 code for a protein of 888 amino acids. The record is from RefSeq and is a predicted model, not a curated record. Gene Ontology annotation, biological process: protein K63-linked ubiquitination; proteasome-mediated ubiquitin-dependent protein catabolic process; protein K48-linked ubiquitination. Gene Ontology annotation, molecular function: ubiquitin protein ligase activity; protein binding. Gene Ontology annotation, cellular component: cytoplasm.
UCUGUCACAUGACAAGCUCAGAGAUGGUGGCUGAUCCUCGUUUAGAAAUAUGAAAUGGACCGAAAACAAACUACUCCAAAAAGUGGAACCUAACCCUGUUUUACAUCGGACAUAAAGAAUUAAUCAUCUUACGAAUCCUAUCAAAGUUGCUUGUUAUCUAACCUCUUGGCUCCAUUGAUGGCUUCACGAUGAAGGCCCAACUUCAGGUUAUCGUUCUCGCUGCGAAACUGAAAGAGAACAAGAAGAACUGGUUUGGGCCGAGUCCCUAUGUCGAGGUAGCAGUGGAUGGCCAAUCCAAGAAGACGGAAAAAUGCACCAACACCUUCACUCCCAAAUGGAAACAGCCCAUCACUGUUAUUGUUACACCCUUCAGCAAGCUUAUCUUUCGGGUCUGGAGUCACCAGACUCUGAAGGCCGACAUUCUUUUAGGGAUGGCCACUCUGGAAGUCAGCGACAUGCUCAAGUCGAAUGAUAUGAAAAUCUGCGAGGUGGUGCAGACGCUGCAGCUGAGUGCAGACAGGGACCCGUCGGACGUGGUGGGGGACCUGUGCGUCUGCCUGGACGGCAUGCAGGUGGACCCGCAGACCUUCGCCGCCGAGGAGCAGAGUCGCGAAGCAUCACUUCCAAAUGGGGAUUUGAGACCAAAUAAAGAGCCAGAGAGGCCCAGCAGAGGCUCCUCUCCUGCCAGUGACAUCGCCGACGAUGCGCCUGCUCUCCCCAAUGGCCACGCUGUCAACGGCACAGGGUCUCCCUCGCUGUCUGCAGGGGCCUCCAGACCGCCACGACCCCCCAGGCCUCUCCGCCCACCCCCUCCCCGCAGACCCACCUCCUCCCCAGCCUCCUCUAACGGCUCCACCCCGAGCCACGGCAGCAGCGCGGCCAGCCCGGAGCCCAACCCCAGCCUGCAGGUGAACGGCACGCCGGAGGGCCCGAGCUCAGCGCCCCCCUCUGGCUCAGGGACAGGGACGAGCCCCGCGCCCAACCAGAACUCCAGCGCGCCGCCCACCACUGCCCCCCCCUCCCGGGUCAGCCCCAUCAACACCGGACCCCUGCCCCCCGGGUACGUCCGUCCUGACAUCCCUGAAAAUCCUACACGUAGCCCCUUCAGCACCGGGCAGCUACCCCACGGCUGGGAGCAGAGAGUGGACCAGACCGGCCGUGUCUAUUAUGUGGAUCACCUGGAGAAGGGGACCACCUGGGAGAGACCUGAGCCAUUGCCACCCGGGUGGGAGCGACGUGCGGACCCCAUGGGCCGCGUCUACUACGUGGACCACAUCAGCCGCACCACCACCUGGCAGAGGCCCACGGCCGAGUCGGUGCGCAACUACCAGGAGUGGCAGAGCCAGCGCAGCCAGCUGCAGGGCGCUAUGCAGCAGUUCAACCAGAGGUUCAUCUACGGGCUUCAGGAACAGAUUGCACCCACCACAACCACCCAAAAAGAAUUCGACCCUCUUGGCCCUCUUCCACAGGGAUGGGAGAAGAGAACAGACAGCAAUGGCAGAAUGUACUUUGUGCAUCACCCUACGCGGUCGACGCAGUGGGAGGACCCUCGCACGCAAGGGCUGCUGAACGAGAAGCCUCUGCCCGAGGGCUGGGAGAUGAGAUUCACAGUGGACGGCAUCCCUUACUUUGUGGACCACAACCGCCGGACCACCACCUAUAUCGACCCUCGCACUGGAAAGUCCUCUCUGGAAAAUGGUCCCCAGAUCACCUAUGUGCGAGACUUCAAAGCCAAAGUGCACUACUUCAGAUUCUGGUGUCAGCAACUCUCCAUGCCUCAACACAUCAAGAUUCAUGUCACUCGCAAGACUCUGUUUGAAGAUUCAUUUCAGCAGAUCAUGAGUUUUCACCCCCAAGACCUGCGGAGGAGGCUGUGGAUCAUCUUCCCUGGAGAAGAGGGAUUGGAUUAUGGAGGAGUGGCCAGGGAGUGGUUCUUCCUGUUGUCCCAUGAGGUGUUGAAUCCCAUGUACUGUCUGUUUGAGUAUGCUGGAAAAGACAACUACUGCCUGCAGAUCAACCCCGCCUCCUCCAUCAACCCCGAUCACCUCAAGUACUUCAAGUUCAUCGGCCGAUUCAUUGCCAUGGCUCUGUUUCAUGGGAAGUUCAUUGACACGGGAUUCUCCCUGCCCUUCUACAAACGCAUCCUCAGCAAGCCAUUGGGCCUGAAGGAUCUGGAGUCCAUUGACCCGGAGUUCUACAACUCCCUCAUCUGGAUCAAGGACAACAACAUUGAGGAGUGUGGUCUGGAGAUGUACUUCUCGGUGGAUAAGGAGAUCCUGGGCGAGGUCACCACUCACGAGCUCAAGGCGGACGGAGGAAACGUCUUGGUCACGGAGGAGAAUAAAGAGGAGUACAUCAGGCUGGUGGCAGAGUGGCGUCUGUCGCGCGGCGUAGAGGAGCAGACGCAGGCCUUCUUUGAGGGAUUUAAUGAAGUUCUCCCUCAGCAGUACCUGCAGCUCUUCGACGCCAAGGAGCUCGAGGUGAUGCUCUGUGGGAUGCAGGAGAUCGACAUGGCUGACUGGCAGAGGAACACCAUCUACAGACACUAUGCCCGCAGCAGCAAGCAGAUCCUCUGGUUCUGGCAGUGUGUGAAGGAGAUGGACAACGAGAAGAGGAUGCGACUGCUGCAGUUUGUGACAGGCACGUGCCGGCUUCCCGUCGGAGGCUUUGCUGACCUCAUGGGGAGCAAUGGUCCUCAGAAGUUCUGCAUUGAGAAAGUGGGGAAAGAGAAUUGGCUUCCGCGAAGUCACACUUGCUUUAACCGUUUGGAUUUGCCACCUUAUAAGAGCUACGAGCAGAUGAAAGAGAAGCUGAUGUUUGCCAUUGAAGAGACGGAAGGUUUUGGGCAGGAGUAAAACACACAUAUAUAUAUAUACACACACCGAUGCCCUUCUUUUGAGCCUGGAAACCCUUUGGGAACAAGUUUUACCUGUGAAAAUCACCACCUGAAAGAGACACAAAGACAGAAGAGUGUGUGUAUGUGCGUGUGUGUGUGUGUGUGUAUAUGUGCGUGUAUGUAUGUGUAUGUGUGUGUGAGAGAGAACGAGCACGUCAGUUCACCUUACAACCCCUUAUUAACUGAUCCCCCGGCUCCAUUGAGCACUCUGUGAAAUAGUCAACCCCCCCCCCCCUCCCCCCAACUCUCCUCUUCCCCUCUGCGCUGCGCUGCGUCCGGUUGUCUAUCUAUGCACAGACGCCCCACCGCCAUGAAUGGAUCACCCACAGCCCUGCCCUGCCCUGCCCUGCCCUGCCCUGCCCCCAUGCCUGAGCUGCUGGACCGUGACUCUGCAGCAGAAACCAUCUCCUGACGCUACUCUGUCUCGAUUCCCAAGCAACCACUUGCUCUCCCUCGCCUCAGAUGGCUGGGGGGGGGGGGGGGGGGUAUGGUCCCCCUGCUCUGCAUGAACAGGUCUGUGGAUGGAUGCCAGUAGCUUGAUGAUGUCUGUCAGAGCAGAGUAAUAUUCUCCAAGAGGGAAGAAGGGGUGGGGGGGGUGGGGGGGUAGGGUGUUGUGCUAAGAUAAAACCAUCCAUGUGAAGCAGCUACUAGCAAAAAUCAACACAAAAAAACCACAGGCAAACAGAUCAGUGUCAAUUAAUCAAAUAGAGAUUAGUACAGCUUUUGUAAUAAUAAAGAAACCAUUAGAAGUGUUCAAGGUAUCAUGCCCAAGCUCAAGGAUGACAAGUGCUGUAGAAAGAUGGUGUAACAGCUCUGUCAUGGUCAGUAAUGUCCUUUUAAACAUCCAUGGCUGUAUCCUUCUUUAAGUGCUGCGUUCAGUACAGGAGAGAGCAGGGACUGCUGGUUUUGCCUUGAUGGGCACCGUUUAUCUGGGUCAGCAUACCCCAGAGAGUGGCCAGCAGAAAUCUUCCUUGGUUCUUUCUCAUGUGUUGUGUGUGCGUGUGUGUGCGCGUGUGUGUUUAAGUUGGUGUGACUGACUCGCACCCUAUUAACCCUGUUGCUUAAGGGUUUUAUUUUUAAGAGAGUGGAAGAGAGUGCUGUUAUUUUAUGAAGGGAGUAAUGACAGAUCACCUAUGACGUGGGAAGCUCUGGUUUGUCAAAAUAUUUAAAUUCCAUGAAUUAUUUCUUAAGAAAUAGAUAUUCAAUCAUCCACCGAUCACGUCAAUUGUUCCCACUGAAUGGUAUCUUACUGAAAGAGUGAACCUGAAUAAAAUGCUAAAUUCUGUCAUCUAUUUAAUGCUUUAGUGUGAAAGCGGAAAUGGUAAAGUUUGGCUUACUCGGCUCAUACCUUUAACUGUAUCACUGUGACUUCCUCUUAAGAAUAAAUAUCAUGUAAAAUGGCUGGCAAACACUUUAAAAAGGAAUUGCUUCAAAGGAAGCACAUACUUUGUACAGUACACUGUUGAUGUGUGUGUAUGGUAUGCUUUGAUAUAUUUGCAAUUGGAAAAAAAAAAAAAACAUUUGCUCAAGGAAAUGACUUUGCUUUCAGUUACUACCUGAGUUCAAUGUGUAGAACAUCUCACACUGAUUACGUUUUUUGUUUUCCCCUGAACGGUUUUUCUAUGAAUGAGAUUUCUUAUUUUCUAUGCAAACACCUAAACAAAUUCACAGUGAUCCCACUUAAUUCAAGGUUUUCUUUAAAAAGGUGCUCAAGUCCACACAAGGCAAGACUCUGGGUACAGUGAAUGCAGGCUGUGCCAAGGGAAUAUUACUCGGCCAGUUUUGACCUUUCCAUUGUUUUCAGGCACAUGGAAAAAGAUUCUGUGAAAGGCAUGAGGAAAAAAAAAAAUCUGCGUUUGUGUGUCUGGGCAUAAAUUACCGUUGGGGACAAAACAAGACCGCGCUGGGAAACACUGGAACAGACUUUGUUAAGCGAUGAAUGAAAAAAAAAAUAAACAGAAAGAGGGACAAAACAAGUUUGUGCAACCUACUUCCAUGUAGGAAAUGGCUUUGUUGUUGUUUAUUUUUUAAAUAUGCAGCACAUCACCUCGUUCUGUUUUCCAUCUUGAAUUUCUGUAGGGUUCACUGAGGAGCCAUUUCCAAGGCAUGCUGUAACAGUCCUGUGUGGUAUCUGAUUCUAAUAUAACGCACUUAACAGCCAGAUGCAUCUCAAAAAUGUGUAUGUUCAAUAUUCUGUGUAUUCUCUAAAAACUAUUAACUGUGAACAUCUGAUAGGACAUGAAUUUACUGAUAAUUAACACCUAUUUUGACAUUUCCUGGUGUAAAGCCUACAUACAUGUACCCUCUCCCUGACAGUAUUUAAUAUUUGGCCAGAGGUCCGGCUGCUUUCAGCUGGCCUCAACCAUAUCCCUUUGCAUGCAGUGCACUGUACUGAAGUUUAACGGGUCUACAUGGACAUUGGGCAGUUAGUCUCUGUCAGCUGUAGUGUGACAAGUAUGCAGGCUUCACAGCAAGUACCUUCAGUGAUCCUCACCACUGCUCGUAUUGCAUAUGUUUGGCUCUUUCGCUGUAAAGGAUUUUAGGUUGUGUCCAGUAUGGUUUUGCCCAGAGGUGCAGCACAGAACAGUUGUACCCACAGCAAUGUUUUGUGUUGGCUCUACUUUAAAGCAAGUCCUCUUGACAACUGUGGACUUUAUCAUUAUAGGCCACAGGUACACAUUAGCAUAGAGUGCUUUCUUUACUGUGGGCUGACUUUUUUUAAUGCACAUGUUCAAUAAUGUAACAACUGCAUAAUUUUUAGCACAGGCAAAAUGUCAUAAAAAGGAGGUUGGAGAUUCCUUCUCAUUUUUUUCCUUCAUAUUGCCAUUUCUUAAAUCUUAGAGAAGGUGAAAUAGUGUAAAAAUGACGAUCAUUCAUUUAUUUUUUUCCUAUUUAACAUUGUAAAUCGUGUAAUAGUACAUUUAAUACAUUCGAAUCUUGUUUUAAAAUACCUAAUCUUUUAAUAAAUUGGGGACGGGAAAUGAUCUCAAAGCUAUUUAUUUUUCUUAUAGCCUAUGUACAUGUACAGAAAGAUAAACAUGUGAGAUGUCCAUUCAGAAAUUUGAGAAAUAAAAAGGAUUGGUGCUUGA